GGGUGAGUGAAUCCGUGCCCGGCAGCUGGAGAGACCGACUGACCAAUCCAGCACCAAGUUCUGGAACGAUACCUUAAACACUGCGGUUUUUAGGGUCCCAUAUUGCACAUGCAGAGCAGGAUGUUCCUGGUCGGCCUGUCAGGUGGAAUUGCUUCAGGAAAAAGCACGGUAGUGGCAGUAUUCCGGGAACUGGGCUGUGCAGUGAUUGAUGCUGAUGUUAUUGCCAGACAGGUGGUUCAGCCCCACUUCUUGGCCUAUCAGCAGAUAGUGCAUUACUUUGGAACUGAAAUCCUUUUGGAGAGCGGGGAGAUAAACCGCGAGGCUCUGGGAAACAUUAUCUUCUCCCACCCGGAAAAACGACAGGUGCUGAACUCCAUCACUCAUCCUGAGAUCCAGAAGGAGAUGUUGAAACAGAUCUUUAAAUAUUUUGUACUAGGCUACCGUUAUGUGAUCCUGGACAUCCCUCUUCUCUUUGAGACCAACAAGCUAACCAAGUUCAUGAAACACACCAUCCUGGUUUACUGUGAUCCGCAGACCCAGCUGUCGCGGUUGAUGAAGAGGAAUGGCCUGUCCCAGUCCGAGGCAGAGGCACGCAUUGCCUCCCAGCUGCCUCUGGAUGAGAAGCGCAAAUUAGCCACUCACGUGAUUGACAACUCCAGGGACUGGGAGAGCACAUGGAGGCACGUGCUGAAGCUACACGGGCAGCUAGAGGACUCUCUGGAUUUUUUGCUGGUGCGCCUGGCUGCGGUCACGGCACUCGCUGGAAUAGGGGGGGCCGUGUGCUUCCUCCUCCGGCAUUUUGUCUCUUAAUUCACGUUUUUCUAGCUUUUGCCUUUUAAGGGGCCAAAACUCUGCCUGGAAUUUCCAAGUUUGAAAAGGGCAGUGAAAAGCCAGGAGUUUUAAUGAGCUUUGCUGUCUGAAUACAGACGAUGAGAUGAGGAGUCUCCUUGCAAAUUUCUCAAGGUGAAGCGUGGGUUCCUCACCCAGGCGCCUACUCAUAGCUUCUCUCUUUGCACUUUAUAGUCAUGUUAGCAAUAAUCAGCACCUUCUGAUAGGAGGGUUGGGUGGACUCGGUAGAGGGCCCCAGGCGUCCAGAUGGGAAGUCACUACAGUGUAAGGAUGAAGUGUCCAAACCCUGUUCUAUGUCACCAUGUCAGAGUGCUGGACCACAUAACAGAAGGAGUCCGUCCAUCUAGUAACUCACCCGGUUGAAUCAGGUCACCUUUGGGUCUCGCAGGACAGUCUGAUCUGUAAGUGGGAAUUUCAGCUGUUGUUUAUGUUCAGCUCCUUCUCAGAAGCCUCAGCUCAGCACCUCCUUGGAUCUGUCCCUUAACCCACACUUUCUCUGUGGACAAGUCAUUUCACCUGCCUGUGUCCUCGUCAGGAGACUUGAUGAAUGUCUGUGAAGUGCCUUAAUAUCUAUCACUGCAGGGCAGGUGGUGGGGUAAAACUUGUGUGGCCUGCCUUGUUA
Alligator sinensis (Chinese alligator) is the source of this 1471-nucleotide messenger RNA. It is a transcript of the gene DCAKD, whose product is annotated as dephospho-CoA kinase domain containing. Gene Ontology annotation, biological process: coenzyme A biosynthetic process. Gene Ontology annotation, molecular function: ATP binding; dephospho-CoA kinase activity. The record is from RefSeq and is a predicted model, not a curated record. The transcript is spliced from 6 exons. NCBI's taxonomy places the organism in Eukaryota, Metazoa, Chordata, Crocodylia, Alligatoridae. Bases 109 to 810 code for a protein of 233 amino acids.